Molecule: messenger RNA, 850 nt
Organism: Eruca vesicaria subsp. sativa (arugula)
Lineage: Eukaryota; Viridiplantae; Streptophyta; Magnoliopsida; Brassicales; Brassicaceae
Source: the annotation of a GenBank genome assembly
AUGAACAUUUUCAAGAAGAAGACUACUCCCAAAGAUGCUCUUCGCACCAGUAAGAGAGAAAUGUCUGUGGCAACAAGAGGUAUUGAACGAGAGAUUUCAUCUCUUCAGCUGGAGGAGAAGAGAUUAGUUGCAGAAAUCAAGAAAACUGCUAAAACUGGUAACGAGGCGGCGACAAAGAUCUUAGCACGUCAACUUGUUAGAUUGAGGCAACAGAUUACAAACUUACAAGGAAGCCGUGCUCAAAUCAGAGGUGUAACGACUCACACACAGGCUCUGUAUGCAAGCACUUCGAUCUCUUCUGGUAUGAAAGGUGCAACCAAAGCUAUGGUUGCAAUGAACAAGGCAAUUGAUGAAACACUUGACAAAGAUGAGGCUGAAGAAGAAACAGAAGACCUUACUAACCAAGUUCUUGAUGAGAUUGGUGUUGGUGUUGCAUCUCAGUUAUCUUCAGCUCCAAAGGGUCGGAUCGCUAAUAAAACCGCAGCUCCUCCUGCAACUACUACCAACAGUUCUGAAUCAAGUGAAGUGGAUGAGCUUGAGAAGAGGUUGGCUUCACUGCGAAGAAUCUGAGAGUCAGCUUUUAUGCAUGAUGUAUGAUUUUAAAAGAAAAACAGAACAGCUUCCCUUUUUUUUUGGCUUGUGAUUUCUGUAUAAAUCUACUGAAACUUACCCGUGCAAAAUUUGUUUCUCCAAAAUCACACUUAUGUCGGUGUCAAGUCACUGACAACUUUUGUGGUACUUACUUGAGUGAGAUCCGGAUUUGCAGAUGCAUAGUUAUAGACGAUAUGAUAGUAUUUUUGUGAGGCAUACCUCUUUUAGUGAGACAACUCAAUCUAGAUUUAUGGCGCAG